AUGGGAAGAAAAGAAGCAGAACUGCACCCAUCACAAAUUCAGAAGCAGAAAGAAGUCGAAGUUAGACUAGGAUGUUUGAGUCGUUGCGAUGGAUCAGCGAUGCUCGUUUCCGAGCUUGGAACAGUCGUUUGCGGAGUCAACGGCCCUGUAGAAGCAAAGGAGCGAGAACAGGAUCCGAUGCGAGUUACAGUCAAUGUGAUUCUUCAUCCCCCGUCGAAUCAGCAAGCUGGACCUGUUCACCGACAAAUUGAAAGGACCAUCUCGGGUCUUCUCUCCUCCCUCGUCCAGAAAGAAGCCAACCCUAGAUGUCAGAUUCAGAUUGUUUUGCAACCGCUCGAAACAGAGUUUUGCGUGACUCCCUUAGUAAAUUGCGCGAUUCUCGCCAUGUUAGACGCUGGAAUACAAAUGCACCACGUUGCUGCUGGAGGAACUGUAGCUCUUCUAGCUUCAACUGUUGAUGAGAAGAAGACGCUUGAUCUGAUUGGGAACCCAACGCUAGAAGAUAUUAAUAACUCGAUAGGCUCAAUUCACGCAGUAUUCUCCCGAACCGGAAAGCUGCUGGCGGUUCAAUCCGAUGGCGAUUUCCAGGGUCAUCUUAUGGACGCGCUCCACAAAGCUGCCAAUUCCGCGAAGCCGGUUUUCAACCUCUUCCAAGAUGCUGUUCAGAAACGCCUACAGACUGAAACUGUGAAUGUUUGA
Molecule: messenger RNA, 699 nt
Organism: Oikopleura dioica
Lineage: Eukaryota; Metazoa; Chordata; Appendicularia; Copelata; Oikopleuridae
Source: the annotation of a GenBank genome assembly